Manduca sexta (tobacco hornworm) is the source of this 1471-nucleotide messenger RNA. RefSeq names its product facilitated trehalose transporter Tret1-like. The transcript has 6 exons. Gene Ontology annotation, biological process: transmembrane transport. The coding region runs from base 1 to 1188 and encodes 395 amino acids. Lineage: Eukaryota; Metazoa; Arthropoda; Insecta; Lepidoptera; Sphingidae. Gene Ontology annotation, cellular component: membrane. Gene Ontology annotation, molecular function: transmembrane transporter activity. The record is from RefSeq and is a predicted model, not a curated record.
AUGGAUCUAGAAAUUGCAAACUUCCUAUCAGCAUACCUGGUGGAUAAAAUAGGUAGGAAGUACUGCAUAAUUCUGUCGUGCGUGCCGAAGAUCCUGGUGGGCCUGCUGUUCACCUUCGCCUCGGAGGUCUGGAUGCUGAUGUUGGGACGCGCCUUGCUCGGCAUAUCGGAUGCUUUCGUCUUCACCGUUGUGCCUAUUUAUGCCUCCGAAAUUGCUAGCAAAGAGAUUCGAGGAGCUCUCGGGACGAUACUCCAGAUACUAUGCUCGUUGGGCGUGGUCAUCAUGUUGUGUAUGGGACCGUUCAUAUCCUACGUCAAUCUGAAUGUCAUCUUUACUGUCUUCACAAUAGUGUCCACAAUACCACUUAUAUUUUUACCUGAUAGCCCGUAUUUCUUGUACUCUAAAGGCAAGAACAAGGAAGCAUUCGAAGUCCUUAAAAUGCUACGAGGCACAGAGAUAUUAGCAAACGAAGAACUAAAAGAAUACGCGCUGGAAGACCACAAAGUGGACGUCAAGAUAACAGAACUAUUCAGAAACAGGAUCUUCCUGAAGUCAUUCGGGAUUGUCAUCUUCAUUGGCAUCUUGAUACAGGCGAUAGGGUUCAAUUCGAUAUCAUUCUACCUGCAAACGAUAUUGGAGUCGACGAAGACCAGCGUGAAACCGGAGGUAGCUUCGGUGAUCAUAGGAAUCAUUCAGCUGGUAGCAAGUGUUUGUACCACACUGGUCACUGAUAGGUUCGGCAGGAAGCCUAUUUUAUCCACAACUUUAGUUGGAAUGACUGUUGGAAUGAUCGGUUUGGGCGUGUUCUUCAAGUUGAAAGACUCUGGUCCAAUAAGUGGUGCUAUGAACUUCUUGCCAAUCGUAUCUUUGAUAUUAGUUGUCUUCGGAUAUAGUGCAGUCUGGGUGUUGACUGCAGAACUCUUCGAGGACUCCGCGCGAGGCAUCGGGAUCUGCCUCUCCAGCGUUCUCUCUUACAUCUCCUUAUUCCUCAUGACGAAGUAUUUUGAGCAAAUGGUCACAGCCAUCGGCCCUGCAGUAACCUACUGGAUCUUCAGCGUUAACGGUGUCAUUUUCACAUUGUUUAUCCUGUUUUGCAUUCCUGAGACGAAGGGGAAGAGUUUCUCCGAAAUCCAGAUUGCUCUGGGCGCUAAAGAUAGGAAUAUAGCAGAGGAAAAGACUAAAUGUUGAGCUAUUCGGCCUAAAUUUUUUGAGUUUCUUAGUAUCUAUCUUAGGAACCGCUUGCACAUGAUUAAAAUGCUACUGAAAUUAAUCGCGUGAAAUGAAGACACUGCAUAGUUGAUGUGUUUGACUGCGAGUUUGUUUCAAUAAGCGUACGGUUUUGCAAGCGAUUGCCAACAGAAAUACCAUUUUUUAAGAAUAGCUAUAAUAACGUUCUCAACAAAAAAUCUCUGAAAUAACAAAACAUAAUUAUAUGAUUUUUAAGUGAUUCAUUCAAAGUGACCUUUAAGAA